AUGCCCGCCCUCAAGAACGCACAACCCCAAGAAUCAACAUCACCAAAAUUGCCCAAAAACGAAGAACCACUCGCUUUUUCCGGUCUCAGUCUCGAUCUCGGUCUCGACCUCGGUCUCCCCUCCGAGAUUAAAGUACUUGUUUUUGAUUAUCUGAGUAUCAUAGAUGCAGGAUCCCUACGGUUAACAUCUCGAGCUUGGGCUAUAACGGGGACUGAGAGACUAUUUAGGGAUGGCUUUAAACUUCACCCUCAUUGUCAACCAACGGAUAUGGAGAGACUGCGCAAAGUAUCAGAAUAUCCACACCUAGCUCAAACGAUCAAGUCGAUAGUCAUAUUUCUGGACUCAAGCGAUGCGAGGAAAUGGACCUUUUACUUCUCAGAUGCGAGAGAAAUUCUUCGGCGACGAAUCGCGAACGAACCCGGAUUUUGCGAUCCCGUUUACUUGACAACAGCUUUCAAUAACUUUCCCAAUCUUAGGAACCUCACGAUUACUUCACUCAGUUAUCCACUCUCGGAAAAUAUGUUUCAAUCAACGUCAACAUGGAUCCCUAACUGGAACUCGACAGCUGAAGAAGAGAGAACACAUUUCAUGGCCGAUGAUUUAUCUCAAUGGUAUUAUACUUCAAUAGUAGCAGCGGUUAAUGCAGCCAAUGUGCCACUUUCAUCGGUCGAGUUUGAUUGCCUACCCAUGGACUGUUUGUCAUCUCAGGAACUUGUGUCCCCUCCUUUCAUUCCUUUGCAACCAUCUCUACAUCGACUUUGUCUCAUAUCCGAGUAUCCUAGCCAUCCAUAUAAAUCUCUUAAUGGACUCGUUUCUUCUCUCAAGCAAUUAUCGAUUGGGUUUUGGGAUUAUGGGUUUACUUCAUGGCAGGACGCACUCGUUGCUCAAAGAAUUGCGGAUCUUUUAAUUUCAGCACAAAACCUUCGGAGAUUAGACUUGAUGUUUGCCAUGAACCUUGCUACAAAUAUGACGCCGGAAUUCCAGAUCUCUUGGCAGAAUUCUUUCUAUAGUAUUACGAUCCCUCGUUUGGAAAGUCUUCGUCUCCAUCAAACAGAUGUUCCAGGACCACUUCUCGUCUCGUUCCUCAAGCGUCAUCGCUCCACUCUCAAGAAUUUACAUCUCAGCGGAGGAUAUGGAUGUGGACCUGGCAGUGGCUGGAAUUACUUGACCCGUUUUCAAUGGAAGGAUAUCCUGACCACUUUGAAAGAUGAUCUCGCACUCGAAAAGUUCGAACUCCUGACGUAUGACGAUAGGAGCAAUAUAUAUGAUUGGAAUUGGAAUACAGUUCCUGGUACAGAGAUAACCUUUGCAAAAUUGUUGGAGAAUUAUGUGUUAAAGAAAAGUCCGUGGCCGUUUCUUAUGCCGGCGGAGAAGACCAGGGAUUUCUAUUGGGGUUGGAGAGUUGAUGCGCAGGUUUGGAGAAUGUGCUGA
Sclerotinia borealis F-4128 is the source of this 1431-nucleotide messenger RNA. Lineage: Eukaryota; Fungi; Ascomycota; Leotiomycetes; Helotiales; Sclerotiniaceae. The record is from the annotation of a GenBank genome assembly.